Pyricularia grisea is the source of this 376-nucleotide messenger RNA. RefSeq lists its product as uncharacterized. NCBI's taxonomy places the organism in Eukaryota, Fungi, Ascomycota, Sordariomycetes, Magnaporthales, Pyriculariaceae. The transcript has 2 exons. The record is from RefSeq and is a predicted model, not a curated record. Bases 23 to 199 code for a protein of 58 amino acids.
UGCUGACCGGGGUCGGCAGUACAUGAACAAUCACAUACAAUCACCCCGAAACUCAAAUCGCGAUAGCUCUGCAAACAAAUUAGUUAUGUCAAAAGUAAAAGGAAUCAAAUGUAUAGUUGAUAUUAGUAUACUAAUUUCACACCGAUUUAAAAGUCUCAAACAGGAAAGUCGCAAAUUUUGCUGUUAUAGUGGGUGUUAGUGGGUUUGAUAGCGCUUGCAACUUUCUUUUUUGUUGGAAGAUUUCGAGGCUCGAUAACCACGUGUUAUGUUGACAGUUGUGUUUAAUUUAAAAGACCAACACAUAUAAUUAAAGUCCUAAGUCAGAUACUGCUUUUCAGUCUACUUUAGCUUAUUUAGUGGCAACGUUAUCGACGUU